GAGCGGUAUAAUAGCGCCGUGCGAGCAAUCAGCGCCGUCGUCAAGUGGAGGCAGUGCGCGCCUAAUCGACGCUGUUGCAGCGUAUUGUGCAGCAUUUGUUGAUUUGUAAUUCAAGUGACAAGACGUCACUCAGCCUGGCAGCAGGCAGACAAGCUAACAGGAAAGCAAACCAAAAGUCGCUAAGUCAAGUCAAUCUGUCAGUCGGCGUUAGUCGAGGAAAUAGUGUUGCGUUCGUACGCUGCGUCGCGAUCAUUCGUCGGAGGAGUCGACUGCAUGCAGCUACGUUUAACGACACUAUUGUUGACAUUUUCUUUACGCUUUCGUUACACAGCUGAAUUUAUCUGCCUUACAAGCAGCGACGAUUUCUUAAAAGUACACCGCGCGUUAUUCCUGUGAUCGUUCGUGAAGUGCAAAAAAGAAAAAAAUAUAAAUAAAUAAAAUAAAAGUUUUAAAAGCUAACACGGGGAUCCUUCUAUAAGCGAUAGUCACCGUGUAAUUUAUACAUUUUUUGUAUAAUUUUAAGCAUUUUGACCCGCACAUCAACAACUGGUCGAGGCUACAAUCAUGUAUUACCAUCCCGUAAACAGUUAUCCCGGCUAUCCGAUGAAUCCGACAAACGGCAUGGAUACAGAAGAUGUCGAGUCCACUUCCAGCAGCGCCAUGUCCCGACUUGGCACACUCUUCUCAUUCACAUCGCCGGCAGUGAAGAAACUGUUGGGCUGGAAACAAGGCGACGAAGAAGAGAAAUGGGCCGAAAAGGCGGUGGACAGUUUGGUGAAAAAGUUGAAAAAACGCAAGGGUGCUAUUGAGGAGCUCGAACGCGCUUUAUCCUGCCCUGGCCAGCCUUCGAAAUGUGUUACAAUCCCACGUUCUUUAGAUGGUCGCUUACAGGUCUCUCAUCGGAAAGGACUUCCACAUGUUAUUUAUUGUCGCGUUUGGCGAUGGCCAGAUUUGCAAUCACACCACGAACUAAAACCACUUGAGAUUUGCCAGUAUCCAUUCAGCGCCAAGCAAAAGGAAGUUUGCAUCAAUCCUUAUCACUAUAAACGAGUUGAAAGUCCUGUACUGCCGCCGGUGUUGGUGCCACGCCAUUCAGAGUUUGCGCCCGGUUUCUCAAUGCUACAUUUAAAUCAAUCAAUGUCUGAACCGCCAAUUCCACCCAAUAUGAAUUACUCUAAUAAUGGCUUCAACAAUAUGAGCCCUAACAGUCCGCCCUUAACAUCAGCCGGUAGCCCUAGUACGGUUAACUCCAAUCCUAACUCACCAUAUGGUAGUUUGGCAGGCACCCCACCGCCGGCAUACAGCCCCUCGGAGGACGGCAAUUCGAACAAUCCUAAUGAUGGCACACAACUAAUCGACACACAGAUGGGCGAUGUGGCCCAGGUGAGCUACUCAGAGCCAGCAUUUUGGGCUUCAAUUGCUUAUUACGAGCUCAAUUGCCGUGUGGGUGAAGUAUUCCACUGCAACAAUAAUUCAGUUAUCGUCGACGGUUUCACAAAUCCAUCGAAUAAUUCAGACCGCUGCUGUCUAGGACAGUUAAGUAAUGUAAAUCGUAACAGUACCAUAGAAAAUACACGCCGUCACAUAGGAAAAGGCGUUCACCUCUAUUACGUUGCUGGAGAAGUAUAUGCCGAAUGUCUAUCCGACUCGGCAAUAUUCGUGCAAUCUCGAAACUGCAAUUAUCACCAUGGCUUCCAUCCGAGUACCGUGUGCAAGAUACCACCUGGCUGUUCAUUGAAAAUCUUCAACAAUCAGGAGUUUGCUCAACUUUUAUCGCAAUCCGUUAACAAUGGGUUUGAAGCAGUUUAUGAAUUGACAAAGAUGUGCACAAUCCGAAUGAGUUUCGUAAAAGGAUGGGGAGCUGAAUAUCACAGACAGGAUGUAACAUCCACUCCUUGUUGGAUAGAGAUACAUCUGCAUGGACCAUUGCAAUGGCUUGACAAAGUAUUGACACAAAUGGGCUCGCCACACAACGCCAUCAGUUCCGUAUCAUAAGAGCAAAAUGAUAUGUUGUCGUUUCUUAGUUUUCUAUUAUCAUUACUUAGUGUUUUUUUUUUUGAAAUUGCUUUUGAUUGAUCUGCGCUGAUUUUAUCAUUUCGUUUCUACUACUUGUUUACACAUUUUAUUUAAACGGCUUAUAUUGCCGUUUCACUAUUACGGUAUAAAGGAGAACUUAAGAUAAAUAUAACGAUAUAAUUGGCAUCAACAUAGUUUAGAUAUUAAUGUUUUAUUACUUUGAUUUUUAAGCAUCGUAUACAUAUACCCAAAAGUACAUUUAUACUAUUUUUAUAAUAUUACAAGAACAACUAAUUUAGACAAUUUUCCAAAAAUAUUUUGUUUGCAAAUUGCA
Messenger RNA from Bactrocera latifrons, 2350 nucleotides. It is a transcript of the gene Mad, whose product is annotated as protein mothers against dpp. Lineage: Eukaryota; Metazoa; Arthropoda; Insecta; Diptera; Tephritidae. The record is from RefSeq and is a predicted model, not a curated record. Gene Ontology annotation, cellular component: heteromeric SMAD protein complex. The coding region runs from base 565 to 1995 and encodes 476 amino acids. Gene Ontology annotation, molecular function: I-SMAD binding; DNA-binding transcription factor activity, RNA polymerase II-specific; RNA polymerase II cis-regulatory region sequence-specific DNA binding. Gene Ontology annotation, biological process: anatomical structure morphogenesis; cell differentiation; BMP signaling pathway. The transcript is spliced from 4 exons.